Messenger RNA from Rhizophagus irregularis DAOM 181602=DAOM 197198, 1707 nucleotides. RefSeq lists its product as uncharacterized. The record is from RefSeq and is a predicted model, not a curated record. Lineage: Eukaryota; Fungi; Glomeromycota; Glomeromycetes; Glomerales; Glomeraceae.
AUGAAUAAAUGCAAUGUCUGCCAGAAACCUUGCAAGGACCGAUGUUCGAGAUGCCAACAAACAUAUUACUGUUCUAAGGCAUGCCAAAAACAAGACUAUAAAGAUCACAAGGAAAUAUGCGUAACGCAGCAACCAGCUGUUAAAGCCAUUGUACCUAAUUUCAAACGAGAUUAUGCUGAAAAAUAUCAGCGUGAAAAAAACCAAAUCCAACUCCUUGCGCAUGUGCAAGGAAACCUACAAUAUAAUGAAGAUUCCAUAGAUACGAUUUUACAAUUCAAAGACAACAAAAUAGGGAGAUGGCGUUCAUGGUCAAAGGAACUUUCAGAUUUUCUCUCAUCCCCCAGGCAAAUUGGCGACAUUUUUGCUAGAACAACAGCUAUACCAUAUUUUUCGGAUACAGGUUCAUGUGCUUUGAGCUUUAGUAAUACGCAUAAGCAAAGCCUAUCACUUAAUCAAGGUAAAGUUCAUGUUGCUGUCGGAUUUGUAGAUUUAGAUUUACUUUUACAAGCUACAAUUGUACAAAAUGAGAAUUCAACGAAACAGCCAAACAAAUUUAUUGGUUAUGAAGGAUCUGUUUAUGCGGUUGCAAAGACCAAUGUGAUUGUGGAAAUGAUGAUGAGAAAGGCACCAGUUCGGUCAAUCAUAGAAGUUUGGCUUUCUACUGUUUGGACAGUUGAAACUUUAAAUUACUUUAAGAUUGCUGCCAAGAAUGUCUUGCAAUUUGAAAAUGCACCGAAUGACAAACCACCAAACCCUACUAAAAAAGAGCUUCACCCGGAAGUUAGAUCGUUGAUUUCUCACUGGUGUCAGUCAGUUAGCUCGCCGAAAUCCCGGAAAAAUGCACAUGAUCUUUGGGCAAGUACUUUUGAUAAAACAGACAGCAUAUUUGCUAUUGUUCCAAAUCUUGUUGAACCGCGAGAUCGUGUACAAGUCGCGCGUCAUAUCCUUACUGGUGAGUUUCCACUCAUGAAUGACCAACAACCAAAAAAUCUAGUUGCAAGUAUUACGAUGUUUAACUGCAAUGAUGGGAUUUCACCACACUCGGCAAGCGAAUUUAUGCUUCAUAUGAUGCCAGUGAAUGCUAUUCUACCUAAAUAUCAACGUGAAAAUACUAGUUUUUUAGAUGCACUUUGCAAUUUCCUUGAAGAUGCAAUUGCAAAAGUUUGCACUUGGUUAUCACCGCCUAUAGAAAUGAUGGAAAUCUACCUGCAUUUUCAAAUGGUUAGUGAUGAUUCCGAGUUGUUAAAUUCAAUUAAGCAAUUGAAUGCAUCAACAAUGUCUUGGAGUAAUAUUUGCGAUUUUUUUCGUGCACGCGAUUUUCACAAAUUGAUUAAAGCUUGUUCAGGAAGCAAUACGGUUCACGUAAUGUCAUCAAUGAAUUGGGUAACAGAAGUCUUUGGUGGACAUAUCGCAGACUAUGAUGAUAGUAGAGUUCGUCGCAAGAUUUUGAUUGAUGCUCGAAAGAUGAUUCUGGAAUCUGGACCGGCUAUUGAUCCAUCUGGGUAUUUCCGAUAUGACCAGAUUUUUAAGCACCCGCAUAAUAUUUCUAAUGUGUUUUUGGCGAGGAGAGUAAAAGAUAAUUGGCAGAAUCAUUUUUUCAGAGGGCAGGACGUAGAUAAUGUUGAUGUUUCAUUCUCGCAAUAUGCUCAUACACAUCGAGUGCAUGAGCUAUUAAAUAUUUCUUUUAGGUAUAACCACCUUACAUGA